This is a messenger RNA of Rotaria sp. Silwood1, 1914 nucleotides long. NCBI's taxonomy places the organism in Eukaryota, Metazoa, Rotifera, Eurotatoria, Philodinida, Philodinidae. The record is from the annotation of a GenBank genome assembly.
AUGUACAUUUUUAAUUCAUCCUUAUCCUAUUCAACAUCCAACGAUCCACUUAUUCGUUCAACAAAUUCAGGUCGUAUACGUGGUCUUGAUUCAUAUUUUCGUACAUCAGAUUCAUCUCGUCUUUAUCAUGUUCGUACUUGGCUUGGUAUCCCAUUUGCUAAACCACCACUAGGUACACGUCGUUUUAAAAUAGCCGAACGUAUUGAACCAUGGUCUGGUAUACUUAAUGCAACACAAUUACCAACAACAUGUUGGCAAACUGAACAAAUUGUUUACAAUCUUGAAGCUGAAAAAAUCUGGUCACCAAAUACAAAUUGUAGUGAAGAUUGUUUAUAUUUAAAUAUUUGGGUACCAGUUAAUGAUAAUCAUCCAACAUCCAUGGCUGUACUUGUAUGGAUUUAUGGUGGAGCAUUUGUUACUGGUUCAAGUACAUUAGAUAUAUAUGAUGGAAGAAUAUUAGCAGCAACAAAUGAUGUUAUUGUUGUUUCUAUGCAAUAUCGUUUACAAAGUUUUGGAUUUUUAUUUCUUGAUAGACCUGAUGCACCUGGUAAUCAAGGUUUAUAUGAUCAAGUUCUUGCUUUAGAAUGGAUUCAUCAUAAUAUAGGUUAUUUUGGUGGUGAUAGUCAACGAAUAACAUUAUUUGGUGAAUCAGCUGGUGCUGUAUCUGUUGGUUUUCAUUUAUUAUCACCACGUAGUCGAUCAUUAUUUUCUAGUGCUAUUUUACAAAGUGGUGGACCAACAUGUAAUUGGGCAUUUAUAACAGCACAAGAAGCACGUCGACGUUCACAUAAAUAUUUAUUUGAAUUUUAUUCACUUGUUACAAAACGUUUAUCUGAUGAACAAUUUCGUGAUGAACGUAAAAAAAUACCUGAAAUAUGUCAACGAGGUGCAAAUGUUGAUAAUAUUGAAAUUAUGUUUGAAUGUGCAUUGAAUUAUCCAAUUAUAGAUGAAGAUCAUUAUGCUUAUAUAACAAAUGCUGAAUAUACUAUUCAAGAUGGUGGUCCUAUGUUUUUUCUUCUUAUGCCAGUUAUUGAUGGAACAUUUUUACCUGAUGAUCCUAUAACAAUGCUUAAAACAGGAAAUUUUAAGAAAUGUCCUCUUCUAUUAGGUGCCAAUCGUGAUGAAGGUUCCUAUUUCAUGGUUUAUGCUCAAGGUAAUGAAAAAACGCCCGGUAAUGCUAUGCCAAAUGUUAAUUAUGCAACAUUUUUAAAACAUCUUGAACUUUAUUAUACAUAUAUUCCAGCAUAUCCAUUUAAAACUCCUCGUGUUGUUCUUCAAUCAUUAAUUCAUAAAUAUACAGAUUGGUCGGAUUGGUCAAAUAAUAUUCGAAAUGCUGUUAUAUUAAGUCAUGCUGUAGGUGAUGCUCAUUUUACAUGUCCAACAGUUGCUGUCGCUAAUGCAUAUGCAAGUUAUAAUAUGUCUGUUUAUUUUUAUCAUUUUGUUGCAAGACCAUCAACAAGCGAUUGGCAUACAUGGACAGGUGUUAUGCAUGCCGAUGAAAUAAUGUUUGUCUUCGGUGAGCCCUUGAAUACAACUGAUAAUAAAACAUAUAAAUAUGAAGAAAUGCAAUUAGCAAGAAGAGUUAUGAGAUAUUGGACAAAUUUUGCAAAAUAUGAAAAUCCCAAUGGUUUAUCGAUCACAACUACUGGUGAUUGGCCAGUUUAUACGUAUCCUGAACGAAAACAUAUUAUACUUGAUGUAUUUAAUAAAUCAACUGGUAUUGCACAUCGUGCAGAAUUUUGUGCAUUUUGGGAACAUUAUAUACCAGUUUUAUUAGAAGAAUUUGAACGAUGUGUUCUUCAUGGUCGUUCAUCAUCAAUAACAGUUUUAGCUGAAAAAUCCUCAUGUUCACUUAUAUCAAAUUCCUUAUUUAUCAUUUUAAUUUUUUUCUUAAUUAUCAUAGAAAUGAAAUAA